AUGCCGCGACCACGAAACAUGGAUGAGAGAAAACCUGGAGGAUGGGGAGCCUACGUCUGGUCGCAUUAUCUCCUAGCCGACUCGGAGCCUCAUUGCAAUGACCGCCUGGGCAGAACGCUCAAAGCCCUUGCUCAGGAAUCCACCAAGCGAAUCAGUGUCUCGACUGCACUUCGUUAUGGUACUAGUAAUAACGUCGACUAUAAGACGGCAGGGCAGAGAAACGCGUGGUACAACUACUUUGUCGCGGCUUUCGAAAAGAUCCUGAGGGAACUACCACCUCCAGAUGCGAGCGCUGAGCAAGUACGGGAGAAGCGGAGAGAGUUUCAUCAACAACGACGCAUUCCAGCACUACCACUACCACCACCACCAGUCCAAGUCCAACAUGAAGCUGCAGCUGCUGCUACUCCGCCCGAAACCCAAACCGUCCCCGGCAAAACAAUUCAGAGCAGCCGUGCCAGGAAGGAGUCGGAGCAACAGGAGCCGACUCGAGAUAAUUUUAUAGUUUACAUCCCGGCCAACGUCAAGGUCGUCCUCGUUCCCGAAGGCCCUGCUGAUGCCACUUUUUGUAUCAAGUCCGAAAGUUCUACAGCGUCUAUGUCCAUGUCUUCAACGGGCACGUCGUCGGCCGCUGAGGACACGUUGCCGGCAAGCCCUCCAUCAGUGCCGUUAUUUCCUCCUAUGCGCUGGUCCGCCUGUCCUUCGAUGGAUAGUUUGUCGUCUGAUACAUAUUCCCAAGACCAAAGGCCUUCACCAGCGCAAGGCUCAAAGGAACCCUCACCAGCGCAAGACUCAAAUUCGUUAUCCCUGUCCCUGGCGGGCUAUAACAUCAAUAUCCCCUACG
This is a messenger RNA of Neurospora tetrasperma FGSC 2508, 841 nucleotides long. RefSeq lists its product as uncharacterized. The record is from RefSeq and is a predicted model, not a curated record. NCBI's taxonomy places the organism in Eukaryota, Fungi, Ascomycota, Sordariomycetes, Sordariales, Sordariaceae. The transcript is spliced from 3 exons. The annotation marks the transcript as partial.